CCUAGACAAACAUUGAAGUGACAGGGGUAAUUGGUUAUUACCUAGGUAAUCAUAAAAUGCAAAGUGAGAAAGUUAUGUUCAUAGAAAGACACAAUUCCUCUUAUGAACGCUGGAACUUACGUAGAGUUUAUUAGUCUCGUCAUCCCCGUCCUGCCCCGUCCAAAACCCUAAAAUAUGGGAGCAUCUACAGCAUGGGUCAUGGAUCAUCCAUGUGUGGCGGAGCGUCGGACAGUCGGACGGUCGGAUGGUCGGACAUAAUCCUUCAGAAAGCGAAAAAGAUUAUCCUGAAGGUUGGCAAUCAACAAUAUUUUUCUUAUUCUACAACCAUUUAUGGGAUGGGUAAACGUUAGAUGCACCUUUGGCUGAGACCCGACACUCGGCAUCCAAUGACAAAAGCGAUAUGUCCGGAUCACCUCCAACGAGACAGCGUCCGUUACCUCCCCCGAAUCGGCGGCGGGACAAGCCUCAAUUAUCAUGUAAUCCAUGCAGGAGACGCAAGGUUAAGUGCGAUAGACAACAGCCAUGUCGUACCUGUUCCAUGAGAGGACUGGCCAUGGCCUGUACCUAUCCGGAUGCCUCGUCACGUCCCUCAGAUAGAGAACCUGUUACUACCGUGCAGAAUCGUAUCCGUGAGCUUGAGAGCCUUGUACAUGUUCUUAUGCAAAAAGCAGCACCGAAGAACCCGUCAAAUGUAACAUCAGCACCACCGCCCGAGACCUCCGUCUCUCCCGUCGAGGGUUAUCCUGACCCUGGCGUAGGAGCAAACGGGUCCUCAGAACCGUCUGAUUGUGGAACAUUGACAAACACUCCCGCUGGAGUUAACUACGCCGAUGGCGCACAUUGGACCGCCCUUUUAGAUGGUAUCUCCGAGCUCAAGGACUGCUUUCAAGACACAUCAGAGGCCCCCUCAAACAUGCGUCAUACCAUUCCGCCGCAAGCCGUUCCGGAAUUUGCACCUCACCCCCAGCUUCUAUAUGGCCGUUUCGCCCAUAUCAGCAAGGGGGAAAUUCUAAGCACGCUUCCGGCCCGACCCGUUGUUGAUCGACUCAUAUCCAAAUUUUUUAAUACGAUCGACUUACAUCCAGCACUCCUACACAGCAGCCAGUUCAUUCGACAGUACGAUCAGUUCUGGGAAGAUACUUGCUCAGCCCCUAUAAUGUGGGUAGGAAUCUUGUUCGCUAUCAUGUCGCUUGCGCUCUUACUCUCAUUGCCGCAUGCGAGUUAUGAUCCGAGCACUCAGCCGUCCGACCUGGAGAGCGCUACUCUGAUCAGAGCAUACCGGGAAAAGGUCGUCCAGUGCCUAAUGCUAGGCAAGUAUACUAGGGGUGGGCCACAUACUAUCCAAACUCUUAUCCUUUAUAUUGCUAUAGAGCAUUUGAUCCACGAGGACUCGGAGUUUGGUACUCAUAUCUUAUUGGGCGUGAUUUUGAAUAUCGCCAUGAGGAUGGGCUAUCACAGAGACCCCAAGCACUUCCCCGUCAUAUCACCCUUCGAGGGUGAGAUGAGAAGGCGAACUUGGGCGGCCGUAUACCAAGCGAACCUUAUCUUUGCCUCCCAAAUGGGCCUACCUAGUAUGCUCAAGGAUCAUCAGAUAGACACGGAAGAGCCCCACAAUUUAAGGGACACCGACUUUGACGAAAAUACGACGGAGCUACCACCAUCAAGACCUGAGAGCGAGCUAACACCGGUUCUAUAUAUUAUUACGAGAACACGCGUCGCACACCUAUGGGAAGAAGUCCGCGACCUAGCUACUGAUACCAGACGUCACAAAUAUGAAGAAAUUAUGGCCAUGGAUCAAAGGGUGCAUACCGAGCAACGCCGUCUUGCACCAGCCUUCAGAAUGCAACCCAUAGGACAAUCAAUAACUGAUCCACCACAGUUAAUUAUGCAAAGGAUCUGGUUACAAAUUUGUUUCCUUAGGCUACAAAUUGUGCUACAUAAGAAGUAUUUCAUGAAUCCUACGCAAAACGAACGUUACAGUUACUCGCGAAACAUAUCCGUAAAGGCCGCCGUCGAAAUCAUCGAAUAUCAACACAUGGUUUAUGACUUGGUGAAGCCGGAUGCUUUAUUAUACGACGCUCGGUGGAAACUUUCAUCCGUGAUGAACAAUGAGUUUAUGUUGGCAACUGGUAUUUUAUGCCAUUAUAUAAAGCAAGUCGACGGCGCUCCGCAAAGAGGUGUCGAAGGAGUAAGCACAGAUGAAAUCAAUAAGCUCCUAUUAAAGUCCUCUGAAUGUUGGUCGAGGUACGCUGGCACAUCUAGGCACGCUCGGAAGGCUAUCGAGGCUAUACGUUUAGUUCUUAAGAGCACGAGUACUCCAACGUCUAGUCCUACCAGCGCAGAAGAUGAAUUCGGUCAAAUCGAUUUUCAAGAUCCUCUACUUAUGGACCUCAACUUUCCAUGUUCAGUAGAUGGCUUUUAUAGCGGAGACGACUCUACAACUAUCGGCGACCCUUCAAUUGAAUCAGCUCAAUUCACCAUGGGUGGAUUUCUUCCGUGGAAUAUUUUGAAGGGUUAACCGAAAUCUUUAGGUCAAAGAUGCGUCGCAAUCUUUGGUCUUUUACUAAACUUCCCAAUCAUAGAGCAUAAUAGAAAGCGGGAUAUUACAAUACUCACUUCUUUGUUCUAGCCAACCUUGUCUCAGCUCCGUCUUAGUUUGACAAUAACUACUCCACAAGCUCAUUGUAAUC
Molecule: messenger RNA, 2690 nt
Organism: Annulohypoxylon truncatum
Lineage: Eukaryota; Fungi; Ascomycota; Sordariomycetes; Xylariales; Hypoxylaceae
Exons: 6
Coding region: 401-2518 (705 amino acids)
Biological process (GO): regulation of DNA-templated transcription; DNA-templated transcription
Cellular component (GO): nucleus
Molecular function (GO): zinc ion binding; DNA binding; DNA-binding transcription factor activity, RNA polymerase II-specific
Source: RefSeq, a predicted model, not a curated record